Molecule: messenger RNA, 5963 nt
Organism: Danaus plexippus (monarch butterfly)
Lineage: Eukaryota; Metazoa; Arthropoda; Insecta; Lepidoptera; Nymphalidae
Gene: Tnpo
Product: transportin-1
Exons: 16
Coding region: 90-2789 (899 amino acids)
Biological process (GO): protein import into nucleus
Cellular component (GO): nucleus; cytoplasm
Molecular function (GO): small GTPase binding; nuclear import signal receptor activity
Source: RefSeq, a predicted model, not a curated record
GUUUUAUCUGGCAACACAAAAUCGUCAAAUUUUGGCAUGGUUGAUCUCUACAAGACCGAAUAAAAUAAAACCGUUUUCGUUGAAUUAUUAUGAAAAUGGAGUGGAAACCUGAACAAGAAGGAUUAAGACAAAUAUUAACACUACUAAAGGAGUCUCAGUCACCGGACACUGCUACUCAGAGAGCAGUUCAACAAAAAUUGGAAGAAUUAAACAAAUACCCAGAUUUCAACAACUACUUAAUUUUUGUACUAACAAAACUAGUUUCGGAAGAAGAACCGACGAGGUCUUUGAGUGGUCUUAUUUUGAAGAACAAUGUCAAAGCGCGCUACAACAGCUUUUUACCCGAGGUUGCGGAGUUCAUAAAGCGAGAAUGUUUAUCAGCGGUUGGAGAUCCGUCGCCGUUGAUUAGAGCGACUGUUGGCAUUAUAAUAACAACCAUUGCUAGUAAAGGUGAACUUACUUCAUGGCCUGAGUUAUUACCAGCAUUAUGCCAAAUGCUUGAUUCACAGGACUACAAUGUUUGUGAGGGUGCUUUUGGAGCGCUUCAGAAGAUUUGUGAAGACACAGCAGAAUUGUUAGACAGUGAUGCUUUAAACCGGCCAUUAAAUGUAUUGAUCCCUAAAUUUCUCCAGUUUUUUAGACAUUCAUCACCCAAAAUUAGAUGUCACGCCAUCGCUUGUGUCAACUAUUUCAUCAUGGGCAGAACACAAGCUCUCAUGUUACACAUAGAUUCUUUUAUUGAGAAUUUAUUCCAUCUAGCAGCUGACGAAGAUCCCGAUGUAAGAAAAAAUGUUUGUCACGCUUUAGUGCUGCUAUUAGAAGUUCGUUUGGACAGACUGAUUCCAUACUUACCAAACAUUAUUGAGUACAUGUUAAUGCGCACACAAGACGCUGAAGAAGGUGUAGCUUUAGAAGCAUGUGAAUUUUGGUUGUCGCUUGCAGAGCAAAAUGUUUGCAGAGAGGUUUUAGGGCCACGGUUGCCAUCCCUACUGCCAGUGUUGGUCCGAGGAAUGAGGUAUUCAGAGAUGGAUGUGAUUCUACUGCGAGGUGAUCGUGACGAUGAUGCCGAUGACGCUGAGCCCGACAGAGAAUCAGAUAUUAGACCACGCUUCCACAAACCACGCUCACACACCAUCAAACAUAAUGCAGGUGCGGGUGACAGUAAUAUGUCAGGCGGUGGCGAGUCUGAUGAUGAAGAGGAAGGCGGAGACGACGACGGCUCCCUGUCUGACUGGAACCUUCGGAAGUGUUCAGCCGCAGCCCUAGAUGUACUAGCCAAUGUGUUCGGAGCCGAUUUACUGCCAGUACUAUUCCCUAUACUCAAGGAGACGUUGUUCCAUGAUGAUUGGGUCAUCAAGGAAAGUGGCAUCCUAGCAUUGGGUGCUGUAGCGGAAGGAUGCAUGGGCGGUAUGGUACCUCACCUGCCGGACUUGGUUCCGUACCUCGUGUGUUGUUUAGCUGAGAGGAAGGCUCUAGUGCGAGCUAUCACCUGCUGGACCCUAUCGAGAUACUCACAUUGGAUAGUCAGCCAGUCACACGAUCUGUACCUUAGACCCGUUAUGACAGAGCUCCUAAAACGCGUCCUGGAUAACAACAAACGAGUACAAGAAGCCGCUUGUUCGGCGUUCGCUACAUUAGAGGAGGAAGCCUGCACAGAAUUAGUACCGUACUUAGGACAUAUUCUACAGACACUAGUGUACGCGUUCAGUAGAUAUCAACACAAGAACCUAUUAAUAUUGUACGACGCAAUCGGCACUCUAGCCGACUCUGUGGGACAUCACUUAAACAAACAAGAGUACAUUGACCUUUUGAUGCCACCUCUGAUUACUAAGUGGAAUGUAUUAAAAGACGAAGACAAAGAUCUGUUUCCUCUACUAGAGUGUCUGUCAUCUGUAGCGACAGCAUUACAGUCAGGAUUCCUGCCAUACUGUGAACCGGUGUUCAGACGAUGUGUGUCCCUCAUAGAACAGACAUUGAAUCAAAACAUUGCAAACAGUCAAAGCCCUGAACAGUUUGAUGCACCGGACAAGGACUUCAUGAUAGUGGCACUGGAUCUGCUGAGCGGCCUGACCGAGGGUCUGGAUGGACACAUCAACCACCUUGUGCUGAACUCCAACUUAAUGCAGCUUCUGUAUCAAUGUAUGCAGGAUCCUAUGCCGGAGGUCCGUCAGUCGUCGUUCGCGUUACUGGGAGAUCUGACUAAGGCGUGCUUCCAACACGUGCUGCCAUACAUACCGGAGUUCCUGCCCAUCCUGGGAAUGAACCUCAACCCAGAAUUCAUUUCGGUGUGCAACAACGCCACUUGGGCCAUCGGCGAGAUUAGCAUUAAGUUAGGAGCAGAGACCUCAAAAUAUAUACCGCUUGUACUGAACCAUUUAGUGGACAUCAUCAACCGGCCGAACACACCAAAGACCUUACUCGAAAACACAGCGAUAACUAUUGGUCGGCUAGGUUAUGUGUGCCCCCACGACGUCGCACCCGUUUUACAUCAAUUUGUACGCCAGUGGUGUACGUCACUGAGGAACAUCCGGGAUAACGACGAGAAGGAUUCAGCGUUCCGCGGCAUCUGUCAGAUGAUCCAAGUGAAUCCGGCGGGGGUGGUGCCCGACUUUAUGUUCUUCUGUGACGCCGUGGCUUCGUGGACGCAUCCCAAGGACGACCUCAAGGAGAUGUUUACGAAGAUCCUCCACGGGUUCAAGAACCAGGUCGGAGAAGACAACUGGCGACGUUUCACCGACCAGUUCCCGGUACAGCUCAGCGCCCGCCUCUCCGCCAUGUGCGGGAUAUAGGACGGACAGCGACAUAUGUGGGGAAUCAAUGUCAAUACGGGUCGGGAAGACAUUGCGGGCGAGAGCUCACGUGCUAACACCUGCCUGCUCUAUAUAUAUGUACCUGAGCCAUCAGUAACCAUACGCACUCGCUCAAUACAAAGCAUCCAAGGACUAGGACGAGGGCUCGUAGCGGCUCUACGGCUACAAGUGCUACGACGGCUACGAGCACUGCACCUGGACCUGGCGGCUCGUGGCUUAGCGGAGGCGUGACGUCAUCGCGCCUGACUAUACUCUAAUAUUGCAUGAACCUUAGAAUAGCAGUAGCUUUUAAUUAGAAUGAAAUAAAUUUAAUUUUAAAGAAGUCGAUUACGAAACUGAUACAUCUGCCCAUAGAGGAUAUUGUGAGUCGUCGUAUUGAAAUUUCACUGUGGAAAUUUAUAUAUAUAUUUAUAUAUAUAUGUAUUUUUUGUACUAAACUUUGUUGCAUUCGCACAUUACGUUAGCAUUAAAGUGACGCAAGAUAAAAUCGUUCGAAGCUGUAUAGUUUGUAAUGUAUGUUUGUGUAUUUUGUUUGUGAGAUCCGUAGAGAUGGCUUAAUGUGGAGUCGGUGCCGAGUCCCGGCUUUGUGUGUUGUGACGUCAUGCGCGACGGUGAAAAAAACAUUUGUAUCGAUUAUAUCCUUUUUUUUUUAGAAAUUAAAUAUUAAAAUUUGUGAUAGUUUUGGAUUACAUAUACUGAUGAAAAAGAAAUUGUUAAAAUUAUAGUGAUGCCUAUUUGUCUGAGAGCAUUUAUUCACGUCUCCACUAAGCUUGUCUUUCGUAUAUAUUUUAAGUAUAUAAAAUUGAUGUGUUAACUACUAUUUUUAAUAUAAAUUACAAGACUUAGGGAAAUCGAGAAUUUACGUCAACUGUGAUUUGUGACUGGUUUAUUUUGACUAUUAUAUGUGUACAAUAUGUCUGUGUCUAUGUACAUAUACUGCUUUGAUAGAUUUUAUGUGAACUAGAUUUCUGCUAUAUAAUAUACCAAAUAGUAUUUUUACGUUUUAUUUUGUUUUAAUUGAUUUGUAUGUAAAAGUUGCCAGUGGUGAUUAAUUCUCGUUGUAUUGACGAGCCAAAGUCAUUUUCAGCUUCAAUAUUGCCAUUUGUUAAGUCGAUAUUUUAUUUUUUAUUAAUUUUGAUAUCGUAGAAUGUGCAUUUACAUUAAAAAAAAAUCUAUUAUGGAAUCCAAACGUCCGCUAGCCCUCUAACGUCUAUCCAUCGACAAUUUUAUUGCCACUGGCAACCCGAAUGAUUGAUAUGAAGUAUUAUUUAUGUGUAUAAUAAAUUAAAAUAAUAUUAUGUAUAUGUAAAUACAUAUUGAGUUGUAUAUUAUUAUAAUACUACAUGCGAAUAAAAUUGUUACUUUUUUUGUUUUUAUAAAAGCUAUAAAGUCCGAAUUUAACCACUUGUUAUAUGUCAUUAUUACAUUAUUUUUUUUCAGAUGCGACAGGCUCCUUUCUGAAUGUCGGCACUCGCACAGUUUCCGUCUGCGCCAGUUUUGAUAUUUACAUCAGAAAUGCCAUACUCAAAUUGUGUUCUACGGAACUCGUGAUCCGUAUUUUGGAAGGGAGCCCGUCAUUUGGGGAUCUGUAAAAUUUUUGUUCAAACAAAUGCUAGUAUGUUUCGCAAUCUUAGUGUUAAGUGUGCAGUGGUAUGUUUAGGCUUUUUCGGGGUUGCAGUAAAUUUACAUUCCUUGUGGAUUAAUUAUUUUUUAUUCGGUUUUUUUUUUGUCGUAACAGCAAAAUUUUAUGGCGUUAUGGUAUGUGUAAUGGUGUAUCGUGUGUAAUGAAUGUCGGUCCAUCCCUCCCGUCUAGUCCCAAUCCUCGUCAGUGCCAACGAAGCCUCUGUGCGGAUGAGCUCACCUCUCAUCAAACGUGAGUAAAUUUUAUGAACCCAAAGGGUAUUUUGAUAGCUCCUGUCUAUUGAUGAAAAAAAAUAUAUAUGUAUAUGUAAAAAAAAAUUUGGAAACGUUAUUUUAUAAGAGGAACACACGAUCGUUACGGGUUAACUCGUAAUUUAUUUUUAAGAUUAGUAGAUUUUGUCGACAUUUUUAAAUAUAGGGUUGUUUUUUUUUCCUAAAAACCGUGAUAAUAGGUGAUAAAGUGUGUAUGUGAGCGUGCGCGUGUUGUUGCGUGUGUGAGGCGGCGUUCGUGAGGCACAUCCUUCUGUAGUUAUCAUUUGUGUUGUGAAAUGCAUAAAAUUGUGUAUCGUGGUUAAGUCAUCUUUAUUAUACAGAUUAUAUCAUCAGCUUAAAAAUUUGGCGGGAAGAAUUAUUAAAUUAUUAUUUUUUAAAUAAGAAGACAAAGACUGAAAACCUACAUAACCGGUAUUGAUACAGAUCAUAUCUAUUACAAAUAUCUGAAAAAAAAAACAUCACCGACGCCAAAUUUUUAGGUUAACAAAUCAUGUUAUUGGGACGUACAAAUCAUAAAAUGUAAGCUCUGUUGUUUUGGUUAAAAAAAAAAAAAAUUGUUUGAAUACUCAUCGCCAUCUCUUACGUUCGAUAUAAUAUAUACAUAAUUAUUUAAAAUCGUACCAAAUUAUAUGAAUCGUACUUACGUAUCUAUUUUGAUAUUUGUAUUGUAUUUAUUAUAUUUAUAAGUAUUUUCUGUAUCGUUCUUUAUUUUGUGAAGUCACACCAGUUGUUACAUAACAGUACUAAGAACCGAAGUUAACAAUUAAACGAGGCUAGCUGGACCAUUUGUUGCUUCAGUCAUACGCGACAGAUAACACAAAGUUAAAAUCACCACAUCUUAUAUAAAAAAUAAUAAAAUAAAUACUAUAAAAUGAAUUUCAUAUGUUAAAAAUUACCCAUUUGAACAAAUAGUCUGUUAGCCUCUUCGAUCAAAUAGAAUCGAUUUUAUUUGUUAAUCGAGUACAGAGUAAAUUAUAGAAAACAUGGAGUUCUAAAUUCAAAUCGCUACCUCCAACAUGGCCUAAUAUCGGCGUAGUGGAUGGUUACAGAUUAGGUUGUUUUUUUUUUUGUAUGAAAUUAUUAUCUGUACUCGAGACAUAAUCAAAAUUGUACAUAAUAUCGCAGUUACAUUGCAGCAACUGAUAAAUUGUUUGUAAGCUGUGGUUGUAAUUCAUUGACCUCACCAUAAAACUUCUUUUACCAUACAUUUCGUUAAUAAAGCACUCAUUGUUCAACAAA